AUUUUGUUAUGUGUAUCCCAUCUAUAUAGGGAGCUCGUUGUAACCUCUUAGGCUAUAUAAAGCCUUGUAUAUCAAUGAAUCACUCAGGGGAGUUUAUCCAACUUUCAUGGUAUCAGAGCCAAUAUUGCUCUUGAUAUUUCUUCUUCCGCUUCUUUCCUCUGUCUGUUCUCUUUUUGUUUUUCUGUUCUUUUUCUGUUCUCUUUUUGUUUUCAAUGGCCGUUCCCCCAGCCAAUUUAGAGAGAGCUUUUGGUGUCACUAACAUCAAAUCUCACAUACCUCUCAUACUUGAUCUUGACGAUCAUAAUUACGAUGCCUGGCGUGAGUUGUUUCUCACACACUGUCUCACGUUUGAUGUCCUUGGACACAUCGAUGGCACUCUCCUUCCUGCUAACGCCAACGACACUGCUUGGUUCAAACGUGAUGGCCUAGUCAAGCUAUGGAUCUAUGGGACACUUGCCCCAGAUCUUUUUCGAUCUUCGUUUGAAACCGGUGGCACAUCACGUGAUGUUUGGAGACGCGUGGAGAAUCAAUUCCGCAAUAACAAAGAGGCUCGGGCGAUUCAACUUGAUGCGGAGCUUCGUAGUCAAGAAAUAGGCGAUCGAACAAUACAGGAGUACUGCCAGAAAAUCAAAUCACUCGCCAACUUGCUAACCAACGUCGAUGCCCCCGUUAACGAAAGAACUUUGGUGACGUAUUUGCUUAAUGGUCUAAAUGAAAAAUUUGAUUACAUCAUCAAUGUAAUCAAACAUAAAGAACCAUUUCCGACAUUUGAAGUGGCCAAAUCGAUGCUCGAGCUGGAAGAAACUCGUCUCAAGAAGUCAACAAGGCCAAGCUCUACACAUUCCGAUCACUCAUCCUCAAAUACAGCUCUCACGGUUGCCGUUACAUCAUCAGACCCUCGUCCACAACAGCAGCACAAUCAGUAACAGCACUUCAACAAUAACAAUCGUGGAGGUCGCCGCAACAACAAUCGUUCAAGAGGAGGAGGUCGUGGAAAUAAUCACUCUCGACCUAAUUUUGCAAAUUGGGCCUCUCCCCCAUUUUGGCAAGGCCCGUUUCCGUCCUGGCCCAGUUACAUCACUCCAUGGCAACAACAACAAUAUCGGCCCCAAUUUGCGAUGUCUCAACCGAUGAGUUACCAUCAGUCUCCGCCUUACCAGCAAGCUCCGACACACCACCAAGCUCAUCUAAUGGAGCUUCCGCCUGCAAGUCCUAUGACAGAAUCUCUGACUGAUCCCAAUGCGUAUCCAUGGAUAAUGGACUCGGGUUCGACGGCUCACUUGUCCUCAACUGCAGGAUCUUCCAACACGGACAAUUCUGCUCCGAUGUGAUAGUUUGGGUGAUCUUUACACACUUCCUGCUUCCAUCAAUAAAAACCAGCCAACCUCGACAGCUCUCCUUGCAUCCACUCCUGCUCUUUGGCAUAAGCGUUUAGCUCAUACCCAUGACGCUAAUCUCAACUCUGUUUUUCAAAAAUCUUUGGGAAUCUGUAAUAAAAACAAGCUUUCUAAGUCUUGUGAACCAUGUUAUUUGGGGAAACAAAUAAAUCUUCCGUUUGAAACA
Messenger RNA from Camelina sativa (false flax), 1563 nucleotides. Its product is annotated as retrovirus-related Pol polyprotein from transposon RE1. NCBI's taxonomy places the organism in Eukaryota, Viridiplantae, Streptophyta, Magnoliopsida, Brassicales, Brassicaceae. Gene Ontology annotation, molecular function: nucleic acid binding. The record is from RefSeq and is a predicted model, not a curated record. Gene Ontology annotation, biological process: DNA integration.